This is a messenger RNA of Telopea speciosissima, 387 nucleotides long. Its product is annotated as chalcone synthase-like. The record is from RefSeq and is a predicted model, not a curated record. Bases 1 to 387 code for a protein of 128 amino acids. NCBI's taxonomy places the organism in Eukaryota, Viridiplantae, Streptophyta, Magnoliopsida, Proteales, Proteaceae. The transcript has a single exon. Gene Ontology annotation, biological process: polyketide biosynthetic process. Gene Ontology annotation, molecular function: acyltransferase activity, transferring groups other than amino-acyl groups.
AUGGGAUCAGUUGGAGAAAUCUAUGAAGCGCAGUGCACUCAGGGUCCAGCCACAAUGCUGGCUAUCGGCACAACAAAUCCAUCCAACUGUGUGUAUCAGUGUGAUUUCCCAGAUUUCUACUUCAGAUCCACAAAGAGUGAGCAUAUGACUGGAUUGAAAGAGAAGUUCAAGCGAAUCUGUGACAGAUCUACAAUUAUAAAACGUCAUCUCUACAUGACCAAGGAAAUGAUCGUGGAGAACCCCAACUUCUACAACUCCAUGGCUCCAACACUUGAUGCUCGCCAUGAUAUUAUGGUUGUUGAGGUUCCCAAGUUGGCUAAAGAAGUAGCUUUAAAAGCCAUCAAUGAGUGGGGGCAGCCCAAAUCUAAGAUCACCCACUGUUGGUGA